AUGCUCCGCCUCCGCCUCGGAUGCCGCGCCCUGUCCCAGCUCCUCCCGCCCCCAUCCUCGUCUCCCAUCUCCCAGCUCCUCGGCUACCACAGCCGCCUCCUCUCCGCGGCCGCGCCCGUCGUCUCCCCAAACCCUAGCUUCGCCGUGGAGGAUUACCUCGUCUCCACCCGCGGCCUCGUCCGAGCGCAGGCCCUCAAGGCCUCCCCCAAGCUCGCCCACCUCAGGUCCCCCGCCAACCCCGACGCCGUGCUCGCCUUCCUCGCCGGCCUCGGCCUCUCCGGCGCCGACGUGGCCGCCCUCGUCGCCAGGGAGCCCCAGUUGCUCUGCGCCAAAGUGGAGAGGACCCUGGCCCCCAACGUCGCCGCGCUCACCGGCGUGGGGUUAUCGCGUUCUGAGAUCGUCGGCCUCCUGUCGCUCGGAUGCGGCAAACUCCGCUCUAGAUCCGACGUCUCCAAGCUGCAGUACCACCUGUCCCUCUUCGGCUCCAUCGACAACUUCCUCCAUGCUCUCAAGCGCAAGGGAUGCUCCAUUCUCUGGGCUGACCUCGAGAGGGUGGUCAAGCCCAAUGUCGCUUUCCUGCGAGAGUUUGGGCUUGGUCCUUGUGAUAUUGCCAAGCUGUGCGUCGCUCAGCCAUGGCUACUCACCUCCAGGGCAGAGCGUGUCCGGGCGACGGCGGUGUGCGUCGAAGGUCUGGGUAUACCCCGAGGGUCUGGGAUGUUUAGGCAUGCACUCAAUGCUGUUGCAUUCGUCAGCAAGGAGAAAAUCGCCGCCAAAGUGGAGCACCUGAAGAAAACGUUCAGGUGGUCGGAUGCUGAGGUGGGCAUUGCUAUUUCUAGGGCUCCAAAUGUGCUGAAUAAGACUAAGGAGUUUCUGCAGAGAAGGUCAGAGUUCCUCAUCUCUGAUUUGGGGUUGGAACCCGCAUACAUUGCUCGUCGCCCCGUAAUGCUCUCGUACAGCCUGGAGCGCCGGCUAAGGCCCCGGAGCUACGUUGUGAAGUUUCUCAAGGCAAAUGGAUUGCUAGAUCCCGACCGGGACUUGUAUUCCGUGCUUGUACUGUCUGAGAAGGUAUUCAUGGAGAAGUACAUAUGCCCUCACAAGGAAGCUGCACCGUGCCUCGCUGGAGACUAUGCUGAUGCUUGCAAAGGGCUACUGCCGACUAAUUUCAGAUUUACAUGA
Molecule: messenger RNA, 1176 nt
Organism: Triticum turgidum subsp. durum (durum wheat)
Lineage: Eukaryota; Viridiplantae; Streptophyta; Magnoliopsida; Poales; Poaceae
Source: the annotation of a GenBank genome assembly